AUGUCGAUUGAAGUGAACGUGAAGCACGCUGGAAAAACGUAUCCUGUCACUGUGGACUUGUCGGAAAAUGGAUUGACGUUUAAACACCAGAUCUACUCGCUGACCAAUGUUCCACCUGAAAGACAGAAGGUGCUGUUGAAAGGUGGCCAAUUGAAGGACGACAGCGAUCUUAAGAGUUUCAAUUUGAAGCCAAACCAGACAAUCAUGGUUUUGGGUUCGGCAGAUGCGCCAGUGGACGCUCCAAAGCAAGACGUCAAGUUUGUGGAAGAUUUAGAUCCUAAAGACCUCAACUUCAAUCCGAAUAAUGAGCCCUCAGGGCUGGUCAAUUUGGGCAACACGUGCUAUCUUAACUCGUCACUUCAGUCGCUGUUUGCGGUAGAAGAGCUAAGAAACCGUUUGGAAAAGUAUACGAAAAACGGUACCGGUGUGGAGCAGAAUCUUGUGUUCCACCUGAAAGAGCUUUUUGAUAAGAUGAGCCAACGCAACAAGAAGAUCACGCCAUUGAACUUUCUUACAACCAUGCGUCUUAGCUUUCCUCAGUUUAGCGAGCGAGAUGAUAGCGGGUUUUACAAGCAACAGGACGCGGAGGAAGCGUACUCCCAGAUCUUGAGUGCUAUUUUGGGGCAGUUUAGUGGAUUGGACCAGUAUUUCAAGAUUGAGUUCAAGACGGCUACUCGUUGUUUGGAAACCUCUGAAGACCCCGUUUACGGCUACGAAGAUGCGAUGAAGCUAGCGUGUCAUAUUACCAUUAACACUAAUUUUCUGAAAGACGGAUUGAUGAGCAACUUGAAGGAAACCAUAGAGAAACAUAACGAGUCGCUGGGAAGAAACAGCACGUACGAGAUUACUCGCAAAAUCACACGUCUUCCUAAGUACUUGAACAUACAUUUUGUUCGGUUCUUCUGGAAAAGAGACACCGGAAAGAAGUCGAAGAUCCUGCGGAAAGUCCAAUUUCCAUUUCAAUUGGACUUGAUAGACCUUGUUGACGAGGGAAUCAAGGAAGAUAAGGCAAAGAUAAGAGAUGCUAUUUAUAAGGUUGAGAAGCAGAAUGAAGAGGAGAGCAGAGCUUUCAAGAAGACCAAGAAAUCUGCAGAUCUUACUACAAGAGAGCAAUAUGCUCAGCAAAAAGAAGAGCUUGAGAAACUUAGACAGAAAUGGACAGACAACUUCAAAACUGCUCUGCCCGACUCAUACGACCCUUCCUCUGGCGAAAAUCCUUCGUCUCUGUAUGAGCUGAUCAGCGUGAUUGCCCAUCAGGGUUCAUCUGCCGACUCUGGCCACUACCAAUGUUUUGCCAAGGACCAGCAGGAUCCGACGGGCGAGAACUGGUACAAAUUCAAUGACGAUAAGGUGACUGUAGUGAGUCGCGACAAGAUCGAGGCUCUCGCCGGUGGUGGAGAGGGUGACUCUGCUCUGAUUUUGAUGUACAAGGCCGUUGGAAUAUAA
Ogataea parapolymorpha DL-1 is the source of this 1446-nucleotide messenger RNA. RefSeq names its product Ubiquitin carboxyl-terminal hydrolase. The transcript is spliced from 2 exons. The record is from RefSeq and is a predicted model, not a curated record. Gene Ontology annotation, molecular function: protein binding; proteasome binding; cysteine-type deubiquitinase activity. Lineage: Eukaryota; Fungi; Ascomycota; Pichiomycetes; Pichiales; Pichiaceae. The coding region runs from base 1 to 1446 and encodes 481 amino acids. Gene Ontology annotation, biological process: regulation of proteasomal protein catabolic process; proteasome-mediated ubiquitin-dependent protein catabolic process; protein deubiquitination.